Messenger RNA from Humulus lupulus (European hop), 895 nucleotides. RefSeq names its product nuclear transcription factor Y subunit B-3. Lineage: Eukaryota; Viridiplantae; Streptophyta; Magnoliopsida; Rosales; Cannabaceae. The coding region runs from base 199 to 780 and encodes 193 amino acids. Gene Ontology annotation, cellular component: nucleus; CCAAT-binding factor complex. The transcript has a single exon. Gene Ontology annotation, molecular function: RNA polymerase II cis-regulatory region sequence-specific DNA binding; DNA-binding transcription activator activity, RNA polymerase II-specific; protein heterodimerization activity. Gene Ontology annotation, biological process: regulation of transcription by RNA polymerase II. The record is from RefSeq and is a predicted model, not a curated record.
AUAUGAUUAUAUUCACCCCUCCAUUCUCUCUCCUCCCCUUCAUCCAUUCUAAUCCCAAACACACACUCUCUCCCUAUCUAUCCAAAAAUAAUAAACCUAAAAUAUGCAUUUUUUAUAUAAAAAAAAAUCCAGAAUCUAGCGUUUCACUGUCAUAUAUAGUAUCCAAACUGAUCUCAAACCACCAAGCUGAAGAAGAACAUGGCUGACUCGGACAACGACUCGGGUGGUCCAAACUCGGCGUCUCCGCGAGAACAGGACAGGUUUCUGCCGAUCGCGAACGUUAGCCGGAUAAUGAAGAAGGCUUUGCCGGCGAACGCGAAGAUCUCUAAAGACGCGAAAGAGACAGUGCAGGAGUGCGUUUCGGAGUUCAUAAGCUUCAUAACGGGAGAAGCCUCCGACAAGUGUCAACGCGAGAAGAGGAAGACGAUCAACGGUGACGAUCUGCUCUGGGCCAUGACCACUUUGGGGUUCGAAGACUACGUCGAUCCUCUCAAGAUUUACCUCCAGAAGUUUCGGGAGAUGGAGGGCGAGAAGACUGCCGGAGCCGCCCUCGGUCGCGGCCAGGGCGUCGAUAGUGGCUCUGAUGAUCAUGCUACCUUUGCAGCCAACUCCGCUGACGGCGGUGGUGGUAUGUAUGGUCACAGUAGUAGUGGAGUUCAGUCCACGGGGAUGAUGAUGAUGAUGGGUCAUCAUCAAGGGCAUCAUCAUCAUCAAUAUCAUCAUAUGUUUGGAUCAUCUGAUGGUGGUGGUAGUGGAACCUCCACUGGUAGACCUAGGUAGGUUUUAACUGUACUGUACUAUGUGUUUGUAAUGUUAAUACAGUUUUGGGUGCGUUUGAUGCUCAUUGUGAAAUUGAGAGUACUAAAUAAAAGUGAGGAACAAAAAUUGUGGAGAA